AUCCUGCUGGAGGGGAAAGGAGCCCAAGGCUGGAGACGAUAGAAGCGACUUCUGUUUCAAAGGAGGAAGGGGUUUUACCAUGGUGAAAAAAGCCAUCCUUUCACCGGGCGCUACCCAGCCCUUCUCACCUCUGAGUCCUGUUUUUGGCAUCUUGGGUCACUCUGCCAUUUGAGACAUUUGAUAUUUAAGUGACGUUCGUGGCUGAGCUCAGCUGGCAGUGUUGAAAAAAAUGACUGAGGUGGUGGUGGCUACAGUGUACACUUUUGGAACAAAACUUAAGGUUUCAAAUGUGGAACCCUAGGCCUUCAUUGACCCCCAAGUUCCAACUUAGGCUCUUAGACUUAUUUCCAAGGCAGUGGGAAUCUGUUUCAGUUACAUUGAGUGAAGAAGUGACAGGAGCUAACACUAAUACACACAGGCUGUCAUGUGGCCAGUAGCAGAUACACAAUGGAUGGGAGAUUGCAAGGAUUUUGGAAGAAGUUGACUGCCUGGAAGAAAGCUACAAAACAUGAAAGUCACUUUGAGGUGACUAGCAAGUACAGCAUUCCUUUGUGUCUCCCACGCUGGAUCUGGAUCGAAGCUUGAAAACUGUAACUUCAGAUGUGGGAACUUGGGCCCAGAGGCUGGGAGUGACAGCUCCAGUCAAAUCCUGUGGAGCUUGGAGCCCUUGGCAGCCCACUGGGCAACCCCUCUUCACCAGGGUUUGGCAUUAGAAUCCUGUACAAGUACCUUCCUUUCAAUGGCGGACCAGAGAAUGGACAUCUCCUCAACAAUCAGUGACUUCAUGUCCCCAGGCCCCACCGACCUGCUCUCCAGUUCCCUGGGCACCAGUGGUGUGGACUGCAAUCGCAAGAGGAAAGGCAGUGCCACCGACUACCAAGAAAGUAUGGACACAGACAAAGAUGACCCUCAUGGAAGGUUAGAAUAUGCAGAGCACCAAGGAAGGAUCAAGAAUGCAAGGGAGGCCCACAGUCAGAUUGAAAAGAGGCGUCGGGACAAAAUGAACAGUUUCAUUGAUGAGUUGGCUUCUUUGGUACCAACAUGCAAUGCGAUGUCCAGGAAGUUAGAUAAGCUCACCGUGCUAAGGAUGGCUGUUCAGCACAUGAAAACAUUGAGAGGUGCCACGAACCCAUACACAGAAGCAAACUACAAGCCAACAUUUCUAUCUGAUGACGAAUUGAAACAUCUAAUUCUCAGGGCAGCAGAUGGAUUUUUGUUUGUCGUAGGAUGUGACAGAGGGAAGAUCCUCUUCGUCUCUGAGUCCGUCUUCAAGAUCCUCAAUUAUAGCCAGAAUGACCUUAUUGGCCAGAGUUUGUUUGACUAUCUGCACCCUAAAGAUAUUGCCAAAGUCAAGGAACAGCUAUCUUCCUCAGACACCGCACCCCGGGAGCGACUCAUUGACGCAAAGACUGGACUUCCGGUUAAAACAGAUAUAACCCCUGGGCCAUCCCGACUGUGCUCUGGAGCUCGCCGCUCUUUCUUCUGUAGGAUGAAGUGCAACAGGCCUUCAGUUAAGGUGGAAGAUAAGGACUUUGCCUCUACCUGCUCAAAGAAAAAAGCAGAUCGAAAAAGCUUCUGCACCAUCCACAGCACAGGCUAUCUGAAAAGCUGGCCACCCACAAAGAUGGGGCUGGACGAAGACAACGAACCAGACAACGAGGGCUGUAAUCUCAGCUGCCUCGUUGCAAUUGGGCGACUGCAUUCACAUGUGGUUCCUCAACCAGUGAACGGGGAAAUAAGGGUGAAAUCUAUGGAGUAUGUUUCUCGACACGCCAUAGAUGGGAAAUUCGUUUUUGUAGACCAGAGGGCAACAGCUAUUUUGGCAUAUCUACCACAGGAACUUCUAGGCACAUCAUGUUAUGAAUAUUUUCAUCAAGAUGACAUAGGACAUCUUGCAGAAUGUCACAGGCAAGUUUUACAGACAAGAGAAAAGAUCACAACUAAUUGCUAUAAGUUUAAGAUCAAAGACGGUUCCUUUAUCACACUACGAAGUCGAUGGUUCAGUUUCAUGAACCCGUGGACCAAGGAAGUAGAAUACAUUGUCUCAACCAAUACUGUUGUUUUAGCCAAUGUCCUGGAAGGCGGGGACCCAACCUUCCCACAGCUUACAGCGUCCCCCCACAGCAUGGACAGCAUGCUGCCCUCUGGAGAAGGUGGCCCAAAGAGGACUCAUCCCACUGUUCCAGGCAUUCCAGGGGGAACCAGAGCUGGGGCAGGAAAAAUCGGUCGAAUGAUUGCAGAAGAAAUCAUGGAAAUCCACAGGAUAAGAGGGUCAUCGCCUUCCAGCUGUGGCUCCAGCCCACUGAACAUCACAAGUACGCCUCCCCCUGAUGCCUCCUCUCCAGGAGGCAAGAAG
This is a messenger RNA of Cricetulus griseus (Chinese hamster), 2356 nucleotides long. The record is from RefSeq and is a predicted model, not a curated record. Lineage: Eukaryota; Metazoa; Chordata; Mammalia; Rodentia; Cricetidae.